GGGUUUGUGCUGCUAUCGUUUUAGAGAUAUUCAUUAAUUUAUUUAAUUAACACAUUUUCUUUACUGAAUUUUGAGGGAAUGCUCUCCAUUUUCCCAUCCGUGACUGGAUGCUGGACUUUGCUGCCUCUGCUGGGCUCUACACGACAGAGGAGGAGUAGAAGAGGGAGGAGGAGGAACGAGUGUGUUAAAGUGAGAGAGGAGCAACAGAGAGAGAGUGUGUGAGCCUGCGACCCUCAGAAGCUCAGUGUGCAGUCAGCAUCCACCGACGUAACACGCCGACGUUCUCCUGACUGGAUCUCUUCUUUCUGCCUUCACAGUUGGGACGGAUUCUAACAGGGAACUUCUUAAAUUAUUUUGCCUUUUUUGUUUCCUUCAUCCUUUGGAUUAAAAGACCCACGAGUGGAGGUUCCGAGUGGAGGAUGACGCCCAGGCUGGACCGCCGCUCCACCUGCAGGCUCUUUUUUCUUCUUCUUCUGCUUCAGCCGUCCACCGCGCUCAUCACAGGCACAGAGGCCAGCUGUGAGAAUGAAGGCGAGGUGCUGCACAUCCCCAACAUCACCGACAACCCCUGCAUCACCUGCGUCUGCCUGGAGGGCAAGGCCGACUGCAAACAGGAAAAAUGUCCGCCCGUGUCGGAAGAUUGCGCCUUGGUGGUCAAACAGAGCGGGGCGUGCUGCGAGAGGUGUAAAGGUUGCACGUUGGACGGACGAUCCUACAACAGCUCAGUUUCGUGGACCAGUGCCGUCAAACCCUGCGUGACACGACGAUGUCAGGAAGGCGUGAUCACCGAAGCCGAAGUGCGGUGCGUGGUCCACUGCAAGAACCCCAAGAUCCAUCCCAAAAAGUGCUGUCCAACAUGUCCGAGCUGCAUCUUCGAGGGUCGGCUGUACAAAGAAAAGGAGGAGUUCAGUCCAGAAGGAAAGCCUUGCAUUAAGUGUACAUGCACGGCUGGACGUACUCUUUGCAUGAAGGAGGUGUGUCCUGUCCUAUCUUGCCCCGCCCACCUUAGCCACACCCCCUCAGGGCAGUGCUGUCCUAAAUGUCUCGGUCAAAGGAAAGUGUUCGACUUGUCCGAGGGGAGUUGCCUGUUCCACAGCGAAGUCUUUGAGAACGCCACCUCCUUCGUACAUGACAACUGCACUACCUGCACGUGCAAGGACUCCACCGUGGUGUGCAAAAGGCGUUGCUCGCGGCCGGGCAGUUGCCACGGAGAAGGCUGCUGCGACGAAUGCUUGUCCUACGUAAAGGUGGACGACGUCAAGUACUGCCGAGUUCGCAAUAAGAUCUACAGGGAUGGAGACAUGUGGUCUUCGGUCAACUGCACGCUUUGCGCAUGCGUGAAAGGGAACGUGGAGUGUCAGCCAAAACAGUGCGUGCCAAUCACCAGCUGCCCCUCGAAUAAGAUCCUAAACCGGACCGGCUGCUGUCCAGUUUGCACUGAAAAGCCCGGCGUAUGCACCGUGUUUGGCGACCCGCACUACAACACUUUUGACGGAAGAACCUUUAACUUCCAAGGAACGUGUCAGUACGUGUUGACACGGGACUGCGGAGGCGCCGCGGGCAAUAACGCCGUCGUUAACAAUGGCGACUCCAGCUUCACGGUGCUGGUGAAGAACGACGCCCGGCGCACCCGCUCGUUCUCCUGGACGCAGUCGGUGGAGGUGCGCCUAGCCGGGCUGGUCCUCGGCCUCCACCAGCACCUGACCGUGCGCAGGAACGGCACCCGCAUCGCGCUCCCCUACCACGGGCCCGGCGUGCACAUCGAUCUGGACGGAUACCUCCUCAAGCUCACGACCAUCGCAGGUCUGGAGAUCACUUGGGACGGCGACAGCUUCGUGGAGGUGGUGGCCGCCCCGCACUUGCGCGGGCGUCUGUGCGGCCUGUGCGGCAACUACAACGGCCACAAGCGCGACGACACCACCGGCGGCGACGGGCACUUCAAGUUCGACGUGGACGACUUCGCCGAGUCGUGGCGCGUCGCCAACGACGAACCCUGCGGCCAGCAAAGCCGCCGCCCCGCCGCAUUCUCCUGUCCCGCUAGCGUCAAGGUCAAAUUCCGCGCCCACCGCGAGUGCCAGAAGAUCAAGUCGUGGGAGUUCCACAAGUGUCACCGCGUGGUCGACGUCGCCGCUUUCUACAGGUCGUGCGUGACGGACAUGUGCGAGUGUCCCGUUCACAAGAACUGCUACUGCGAGUCCUUUAUCGCGUACAGCCGAGCGUGCGAGCGAGAGGGCGUCCCCGUACUCUGGAGAACCGACGCCGCCUGCAUGGCUACGCAGUGCAAACACGGCGCGAUAUACGACACGUGCGGUCCGGGCUGCACCAAAACCUGCGACAACUGGAACGAGAUCGGGCCGUGCCGCAAGCCCUGCGUGGCCGGCUGCCACUGUCCCGCCAACUUGGUGCUUUUCCAGGGACGCUGCAUCCGCCCCCUGGCGUGCCCCGGGCGGUGACAACCGGACCCCCGAAAAAAAACAUCUCGGACUUGUUGAGAUGCGUCAAAACAGACUCAGGGUUUAAGGAAUCCCUUUUUAAUAAACACUCAGGAGAUAUAUUUUCGCGGGAGAACCUCGUCAGAACUUUUUGGACUCUUUGAGACCGUCUCCGGAGAGGACGAGGCGAUUUUGUACGGGAAGCCAAAGAGAUUUAUGACCAGCUUUUCUACAUUUGUCAUGUGUUGAUACUGUUAAUUUAUAUAGCGAAAGCGGGAGCACGAAGGCGCAGCUAACUAAUGACUUACAGUGAACCCCGGUGCAUUGUGGGAAUUUGAGGGGAGCCACACCCCCACGCCAGUUCAGUGCCACUUUGAAAAGCACUCACGCUGCUAUGGCAAGUUUCUCGAAACAAAUCAAGAUUUUGAGAAACUCACCAUUGAUGGUGGGAAUGAAAUUAGCGUUAAAAUGUCCUUUCCAGGUGUGCUGAUUGGAGUGUAUCCCAGGUAAGUUUAUGCCAUUAACAGCCUUGUACGCCCUUGCCAUUGACGGUCAGGUACGUCCAUGCCAUUGAAGCCAACGGACGUCCAUGCCAUUGACGGCCAUGUACGUCCAUGCUAUUGACGGUCAGAUACGUCCAUGCCAUUGAAGCCAACGUACUUCCAUGCCAUUGACGGCCAUAUACGUCCAUGCUAUUGACGGCCAUUCAUGCAACUGACACCAAUGUACGUCCAUGGCAUUAACGACCAUGUACAUCCAUGCCAUUGACGGCCAUGUACGUCCAUGCCAUUGACACCAAUGUAUGUUCAUGGCAUUGACGGCCAUGUACGUACGGCAAUGUACGUCCAUGCCAUUGACACCAAUGUACGUCCAUGGCAUUAACGGCCAUGUAAGUCCAUACCAUUGACGGCAAUGUACGUCCAUGCCAUUGACAGUAAUGUACGAACGGUCAUGUACGUCCAUGCCAUUGACGGUCAUGUACGUACUGCAAUGUACAUCCAUGCCAUUGACACCAAUGUACGUCCAUGGCAUUAAGGGCCAUGUAAGUCACUACCAUUGACGGCCAUUCACUCAUUCAUGCAAUUGACACCAAUGUACGUCCAUGGUAUUAACGUCCAUGCCAUUGACACCAAUGUAUGUCCAUGGCAUUAACGGCCAUGUAAGUCCAUGCCAUUGACGGCCAUGUACGUCCAUGCCAUUGACGGUAAUGUACGAACGGUCACGUACGUCCAUGUCAUUGACACCAAUGUACGUCCAUGCCAUUGACGGUCAUGUACGUACGGCAAUGUAGGUCCAUGCCAUUGACACCAAUGUAUGUCCAUGCCAUUGACGGUCAUGUACAUACAGCAAUGUACGUCCAUGUCAUUGACACCAAUGUACGUCUGUGCUAUUGACGGUCAGGUACGUCCAUGUCAUUGAAGCCAACGGACGUCCAUGCCAUUGACGGCCAUGUACGUCCAUGCUAUUGACGGUCAGGUACGUCCAUGCCAUUGAAGCCAACGGACAUCCAUGCCGUUGACGGCCAUAUACGUCCACGCUAUUGAUGGCCAUGUACGUCCAUGCCAUUGACAGUAAUGUACGAACGGUUAUGUACGUCCAUGCCAUUGACGGUCAUGUAUGUUCAUGGCAUUAACGGCCAUGUAAGUCCAUACCAUUGACGGCUAAUUCAUUCAUUCAUGCAAUUGACACCAAUGUACCUCCAUGGUAUUAACGGCCAUGUAAGUCCAUGCCAUUGAAGGCCAUGUACGUCCAUUCCAUUGACACCAAUGUAUGUCCAUGGCAUUAACGGCUAUGUACGUCCAUGCCAUUGACGGUAAUGUACGAACGGUCAUGUACGUCCAUGCCACUGAACCAGUGUACGUCCAUGCCAUUGACGGUCAUGUACGUACGGCAAUGUACGUCCAUGCCAUGGACACCAAUGUAUGUCGGUGCCAUUGACGGUCAUGUACGUCCAUGCAAUUGAAGCCAACGGACAUCCAUGCCAUUGACGGCCAUGUACGUCCAUGCUAUUGACGGCCAUGUACGUCCAUGCUAUUGACGAUCAUGUACGUCAAUGCCAUUGACGGCAAUGUACGUCCUUGCCAUUGAAGGCCAUGUAUGUCCAUGCCAUUGACACCCAUGUACAACCAUGCCAUUGAUGGCAAUGUACAUCCAUGGCAUUGACAAUCAUGUAGGUCCAUACCAUUGACGGUCAUGUACGUACGGGCAUGUACAUCCAUGGCCUUGACAGAAAUGUACAUCCAUGCCAUUGAUGGCCAAGUACGUCCAUGCCAUUGACGGCCAUGUAUGUCGAUUCUAUUGAUGCUGAAAUACUUCGAUUACAUUGACACAUCUGUAAAUCGAUGCCAUUGACGGCCAUCUAUGUCAAAAUAUCAACAGGAAGUGAUCACGAAGAGCAAUUUUCAUAUUAUAUCAUAAUGAAUAAUGCCAUUUGGAUUUAACAAAGCAACACAAACAAACAAAAAAUAUUUUUAAAUUACACACCCGGACAGUACGCAUGCUUUCAAAAGUGUACAGCACUAAAAUGUGGCAGGGGUUCACUGUAAAAGUACAAAAAGCUAUUUAUGUUUAUGUGUUGUGUGUACUUGUGUGUGCCCAAAUGUGACUCAUGUGUUGGUAUUAUUGUUGAAAAGUACUGUAGCGUCUUUGCGGAAGGUGUUCAUUGAAAAAAAUAUAUAUAACAUCUUCCCCUCAUUAUUUAAGAGCCACAAUAUAAUCUUUUAUCCAACUGGUCUUUCUCAACAUCCUUGCUAAAAAUGAGCUUUUUAUACAAAUAUUGUUUGAUUUUUUUUUUUUUUUUUAAUUGAACAAUAAUACAACACAUUUUCUCAGCUGCAAUUUUGUACAGUAAGGUGGCAACAAACACAAUUCAGAGGAAGUAACAACAAAUGCAGCUCAAAUACCACUUGGGUUUUUAACUUAUAAUAAAAAGCUUGUUCUUGAUCUUA
Corythoichthys intestinalis (scribbled pipefish) is the source of this 5380-nucleotide messenger RNA. RefSeq names its product BMP-binding endothelial regulator protein-like. The record is from RefSeq and is a predicted model, not a curated record. Gene Ontology annotation, molecular function: protein binding. NCBI's taxonomy places the organism in Eukaryota, Metazoa, Chordata, Actinopteri, Syngnathiformes, Syngnathidae. The transcript is spliced from 16 exons. Gene Ontology annotation, cellular component: extracellular region. Bases 420 to 2453 code for a protein of 677 amino acids.